AUGAGUACAUCACAAGGAAGUAGUCAUCUUGUUCCUAUUGAAAAAUCGACGUAUUAUCACGGCUUUUUGCCAAGAGAAGAUGUAAAAAUGGUGUUGAAAACAAACGGAGAGUUUCUAAUACGUAUUUCGGAACCACGAAAAGGAGAACCCAGAUCUCAUAUUCUAAGUGUUUUUCACAAUCAGCCACCGAAUAUUGACGAAGAGACUUGGAUUAAACACUUUGUCAUCAAAUGCAACGAAAACAAAGUAUUCAUCGAGAAGAAUGCGUUUCCAUCAAUCCAAGAACUGGUUGAUCAUCAUCUGAAAACGAAAGAUUCCGUAAAAGAUGACGUUUUUCUGAUUAAAGCUCUCCCUCGUCAAUCAUGGGAACUCGAUCACGAGAAUAUUGAGAUUAUCAAGAAAUUGGGAGAAGGAGCGUUCGGAGAAGUCAGUAUGGGGAAACUUAAGUUUCGAAAAGGAGGAAAAACUGUGAAUGUCGCAAUCAAACAGGCAAAACUCUCGAAUUUAACGAAAGAUCAAAUCAAGGAAUUCAUGGGAGAAGCGAGAAUUAUGAGACAGUUCGGACACCCGCAUGUUGUUCGUUUCUAUGGCGUUGCAGCAACAACUGAGCCACUUUAUAUGGUUAUGGAAUUGGCGACAAACGGAGCACUCGAUAGUUAUUUGAAGAAGAAUCCAGAUCUGUCGAUUGAGAAGAAGAAUGAAAUGAUUCUUCAAGCAGCCUGGGGACUUGAAUACUUGCACAGUAAACCAGUUAUGCAUAGAGAUAUUGCGGCGAGAAAUUGUUUGUACGGAGAUGGAAGAGUGAAAAUAUCCGAUUUCGGAUUGACUCGUCACGGAAUAGCCUAUCAAGCGGAUCCUCAUAAGAAAGCACCGAUUCGUUGGUUGGCUGUUGAGGUCAUCCGACAACGUCUGUUCUCACUGAAAAGUGAUGUUUGGGCGUAUGCAAUCAUGAGUUGGGAGAUCUAUAAUAAUGGAAUAGAGCCCUAUCCCGGAAUGAUGGUUGCUGAAGUUGCUCAAAAAGUUUUGACUGGAUAUCGAAUGGAGUUGCCAGCAGAACUUAAUCAAGAAAUCAAAAAUCUCAUUGCGAGAGCGUGGGCUGAAAACGAGAACGAGAGACCGUCGAUGGCUGAAAUUGCAAUGGAAUUACAACGGAUCACUGGAACUGUUCGACCAGAUUUCGUGGCGAUGGAAGCCCAAAUCAAGAAAGAGUUGAUAAUGGCAAAUAAUCUCACUCAUAAAUCUCACGCCCGGAAAAAUAAAGGAGCGAAGGCGAAGAUGCCUAAAGGAAUGUAG
Molecule: messenger RNA, 1293 nt
Organism: Caenorhabditis remanei
Lineage: Eukaryota; Metazoa; Nematoda; Chromadorea; Rhabditida; Rhabditidae
Exons: 4
Coding region: 1-1293 (430 amino acids)
Biological process (GO): protein phosphorylation
Molecular function (GO): protein tyrosine kinase activity; ATP binding
Source: RefSeq, a predicted model, not a curated record